AUGGCGUCGCGAUGCGUUCUCUUGUGCAGCAGACGUCUUCACCACCAAAAUCUGCCACGGUCAUAUAUUCGAGCGUUAGCCGCUCCUCUUCUCUACAAACAAAGGCCCAACAGUACACAAGCCACGGCACGCAAAGGCAUCCACCCUGACGAGCUCGAACAAUUACUCGCAGAGCCAACGUGGUCUGUCGAGUCGCUGCUUCCGCCUGCAGCUCGUGCAGCUCGUGCACCCGAUGCUCCCGAAAUCACGUCUCAACAGCUCCACCAUCUGUUGCGACUUUCUGCGCUUCCACCCCCGGAGACGCCGGAGCAGGAGCAGAAGAUGCUGGACACAUUAGCCGCGCAGCUGCACUUUGUGGGGAAGAUACAAGAAGUGGAUACCACCGGCGUCGAGCCUUUACGAGCAAUACGCGACGAAACGAUAGCAGCUGAGGAAGAACACAAAAUAACUGUAGCGACGCUCCAGGAAGCUCUAGACAAAGAAAAGGUCAUUGGAACACACUAUAAGCGCAUACAGAGAGAUGCCUCACCUGUGGAUGCCAAAGAUGCUGAAGACUGGGAUGUCUUGGGCUCAGCAGAACGAAAAGCUGGAAAGUACUUUGUUGCGGAAAGCGAGCGUCCGCAAGAGUAG
This is a messenger RNA of Parastagonospora nodorum SN15, 630 nucleotides long. RefSeq lists its product as hypothetical. Gene Ontology annotation, biological process: regulation of translational fidelity; glutaminyl-tRNAGln biosynthesis via transamidation. Gene Ontology annotation, molecular function: glutaminyl-tRNA synthase (glutamine-hydrolyzing) activity. Lineage: Eukaryota; Fungi; Ascomycota; Dothideomycetes; Pleosporales; Phaeosphaeriaceae. The transcript has a single exon. The record is from RefSeq and is a predicted model, not a curated record. Bases 1 to 630 code for a protein of 209 amino acids.